Molecule: messenger RNA, 1398 nt
Organism: Mya arenaria
Lineage: Eukaryota; Metazoa; Mollusca; Bivalvia; Myida; Myidae
Product: melatonin receptor type 1B-B-like
Exons: 7
Coding region: 1-1398 (465 amino acids)
Biological process (GO): G protein-coupled receptor signaling pathway
Cellular component (GO): membrane
Molecular function (GO): G protein-coupled receptor activity
Source: RefSeq, a predicted model, not a curated record
AUGAUGAAUUCCCCGUCGCUAGAGUUUAUUGAUAGGAUAGAUGGCUGCAUGCUUGAGCUGGAGCGUCUCAAUCUUACAAACGCCAGCCUGGAUGAGUUAAUGGAACUACCAGUGGCCUGUAACGGGUCCGUGUACGAGGAAAUGGUAAGCUACAUGGCGCCACUCCUCGAGACCGAUUUCCUGUUGGCACUCAUCUACUGCAUUGUGGUUUCGGUGGCGCUCUUCGUGGGGACGUUCGGCAAUUUGAUCAUCCUUGUGGUCUCCAUAACAACUCGCGCAAUGAACCGCGUGGGCCGGGAUUUCGUCAUCAACCUGGCGCUAGCAGACCUUUGUGUGGCCGCCGUUGCCGAUCCCAUGUGUAUACUAGGCGUGGUGAAGGGUGAACGCUGGUUCCAAGGCCGGUGGCUGCUAUGUGAGGUGGUCGCGAGCAUGUGUUUAACCGCCUGCUUUUGCGCCUUCCUGUCCCUCACACUUCUCACCUUGAACAGAUACGUGUACGUUUGCGCCAACGGAUGGUACCACCGCAUCUAUAAGAGGCCGAUCUGUAUUGCUCUAUGCGCAUGCGCGUGGAUCACGGGGUUCCUCAUGGAGUUCCCUAACUUUGUGGGCUGGGGCGACCACUACUUUGACAAGAAAAACCACCAGUGCAUCUGGGACAGGACUGCAAGCUUUUCAUACACCCUGGUCGUGUCGGCGGGUUUCAUCGGCUCUCCUCUUGUCAUGAUGGGCGCUUGCUUCAUCAUGAUCUUCUACAAGAUUUACAAGCGCAAGAAGGACGUGUUUUCUCUCAAUCUGGAAGACCCUCUGAGGAUGCGUAAGGUGUGGGUUGAGUCCCUGCGCUCCUCGCGGACGCUGCUGGUGGUGUUCCUAGCGUUCGUGGUGUGCUGGACGCCGUAUGCCAUCGUAACGGCCAUGGACGUGAACAAUUCGUUUUCGUACGAGCUGCACUUGUUCAUCACCUUGCUGGCCCACCUCCACUCCUCCCUCAACUUCAUCAUCUAUAUGGCCUGUAACAGCAACUUCCGGAAGCAAGUACUGCGUGUCUGUAUGUGUUCGAUGACGUCAUGGCGGUACCGAAGCUCAACUGACGUCAGCAACUCGUACAUCACACGAACCUCGUCCAACGACAAUACCAAAAAGUUACCCUUCACACCAUACAUUACCGCUGGCAGCCUCAGUAACGGAGCUUUGAAGAAGAUGGGCAUACCGGCAGACGGGCUGGACCGGCAUAUGCCCACUGGAAAAUAUGCUACCGAUCAUGAAUAUGUCGACUACGGCGAUAAUAAAGAGAAAUGUCAUGCUGUCCACGAUGAGCAACCGCCAUUUGAAAAAGCAAGCAACGAGAAAAAGAACAGCGAGAAAUCGAGCGAUGACAAAUCGAGCCAAGAUAGGUAUUGA